This is a messenger RNA of Aspergillus wentii DTO 134E9, 534 nucleotides long. RefSeq lists its product as uncharacterized. The record is from RefSeq and is a predicted model, not a curated record. Bases 97 to 285 code for a protein of 62 amino acids. The transcript has a single exon. Lineage: Eukaryota; Fungi; Ascomycota; Eurotiomycetes; Eurotiales; Aspergillaceae.
CCUGGAUGGAUAGAUCUUAGUAUUAAUACUGGCCCCGGGGCAUUUAAUCCUUGAAAUCACUGCAUCAUAUUCAUAUCAACUUUCUAAUAUCUCAAAAUGUCUCUCUCCUCCUCCAUCCUAGACAACACCAAAGCCAAUCCCACCAUCCGCCGCGUCGACUUUGUCAAACAAGGCCUCCCCGACCUCGACGGCUGCUACGCCUGGGUCCUCGACGAUGUCCUCGACGCAGACGAAUGCGAGGCCCUAAUCAGCUGGUCUCCUCCAUUCGGGAACCUCGGUGCAUAACGGGACAAAAUACGUGAUGAAGACGGACUUGAUGUACGACCUAGAUAUCAGUCAAUAACUGUGAUACCUUAAUUUAAAUAUACGAUGUUUUAUGUUAGCAUAUUUUUCUUUGAGCUGUCCUGAUAUAAGGGUGAGGGUUAGGGCUGGGCCUGGUUGGUCAUUAGCUAUAUUCACACUGCAAAAUAGACCAUAUGUGAUAUUAGAAACUUGAUAGCAGUUCCGUAUAUUUUGAAUGAAUCUUAAUCUCUG